Molecule: messenger RNA, 2180 nt
Organism: Mustela erminea (ermine)
Lineage: Eukaryota; Metazoa; Chordata; Mammalia; Carnivora; Mustelidae
Gene: NOP9
Product: NOP9 nucleolar protein
Exons: 10
Coding region: 140-2059 (639 amino acids)
Biological process (GO): endonucleolytic cleavage in ITS1 to separate SSU-rRNA from 5.8S rRNA and LSU-rRNA from tricistronic rRNA transcript (SSU-rRNA, 5.8S rRNA, LSU-rRNA); endonucleolytic cleavage to generate mature 5'-end of SSU-rRNA from (SSU-rRNA, 5.8S rRNA, LSU-rRNA); ribosomal small subunit export from nucleus
Cellular component (GO): nucleolus; preribosome, small subunit precursor; 90S preribosome
Molecular function (GO): RNA binding
Source: RefSeq, a predicted model, not a curated record
ACUAUGACGUAUACGCGGCUCCCUGAGCGCGACCGCGUUUCUAAACUCCGUGCGCUCCAGUGCCUGCACGCGCCUGGCUGCUUGAGGGCCCCUUUUCCGCUGGGAAAGCUUUGGCGGACGGACACUGGCUUUAGCAGCCAUGGGGCUGGGUCCGCGCUCCCCCAACAAGGCGGGGCGCCGGUUCCCAGCAGGUGGCAAACGAGGGCGCGGGGCCAAGGGGUCGGGGCGCCCCCGACCAGGCCGCCAGCGGCCAUCCUGUUCGCCUCCGGACGGGAGCUCGGAGCCGGCACUCGAUGCGCACUCUCACCUGAGUUCCGAAGCUCUCGGGUAUUUCCGCCGGGCGCUGUCCGCGCUGAAAGAAGCUCCCGAGACCGGAGAAGAACGAGAACUGAUGGUGCACAAUGUUUUGAAGGAAGUGGAGGCUCAGGCCCUAGCCUUGGCCACAAACAGGACUGGCAGUGAGAUUAUGCAGGAACUGUUGGGAUUCAGUCCCCUGAAACCGCUCUGUCGAGUCUGGGCUGCUUUGCGCUCCAGCUUGCGCUCUGUGGCUUGUCAUCGAUGCGGGGUGCAUGUAUUGCAGAGUGCUUUGCUGCAGCUGCCUCGAUUGCUGGGGAGCCCGGCACAGGAGGAGGAGGAGGACUUGGAGGAGGAGGAGAAUGGCAAGGAUGGUCCCUUGGAGACCCUGGAGGAGCUGGUUUUGGGACUAGCCUCUGAAGUGUGUGAUGAUUUUCCUUUUUACUGUGGAGACAUACAUGCCAGCUUCGUGGUUAGAACUCUGCUGCAGGUGUUGGGAGGGACUCUUCUGGAGUCUGAGAGAACCAGACACCGUGGCUCUCAGUCACCUGAUGCACAAAGGGCCCCGGCUCGGGAAUGUAAGCCAACUGAUUUUGAGGUCCCUGAAACUUUCUUGAAUUGCCUUCAGGACCUGAGCUCUUGCUUUCUGAAGGACAUUGCUGUAUUUAUCACUGACAAGAUCUCCAGCUUCUGCCUUCAAGUGGCCUUACAAGUCUUACACCGCAAACUGCCCCAGUUUUGUGCUCAUGUCUGCAGUGCUGUGAUCAGCUAUCUGAGUAGCCGCAACCCCUCAGCAGAUGGCAGCCCCCUGCUGCUAUUUCUGCGGGAUCAGACAAGCUCCAGACUCCUGGAGCAGGUCCUGCUGGUAUUGGAGCCCCUGAGGCUCCAGAGCCUCUUUGAAGAUCACUUCCAAGGGCAGCUACAGGCCCUGGCUGCACACCCAAUUGCCAACUUCCCUUUGCAGCGUUUACUGGAUGCUGUUACUACCCCUGAGCUGCUGUCACCUGUGUUUGAGGAGCUGAGCCCUGUCCUGGAAGCUGUGCUGGCUCAAGGUCACCCAGGGGUGGUCAUUGCCCUUGUGGGGGCCUGCCGCAGAGUUGGGGCCCACCAAGCCCAGGUCCUGCAGCUGUUGCUGGAGGCCUUCCACUGUGCAGAGCCCUCUUCCCGGCAAGUGGCCUGUGUGCCUCUCUUCGCCACUCUGAUGGCUUAUGAGGUGUACUAUGGACUGCUGGAGGAGGAGGGGGCGGUGCCUGCAGAGCACCAGGUGGACGUGGCCACAGCCAGGGCCCUGGGGGACGUGACAGUCCUGGGGUCCCUCCUGCUCCAGCAUCUGUUGCAUUUCUCUAGUCCUGGUAUCAUACUUCAAAGUCUGUGUGCCUUGACGGGACCACAGCUUCUGACUCUAGCCCAGAGCCCUGCUGGCUCACACGUGCUCGAUGCUGUCUUGAGCAGCCCCUCUGUGACGCGCAAGCAGCGCCGCCGUGUGCUGAAGACCCUAAAGGGACAAUAUGUGGCUCUGGCCUGUAGUCGCCAUGGCAGCCGUGUACUAGAUGCCAUCUGGAGUGGAGCAGCUUUGGGAGCCCGGAAGGAAAUUGCUACUGAGCUGGGUGAGCGGAACCAGGAGCUGAUGAGAGACCCUUUUGGCCACCAUGUGGCUCGAAAUGUAGCCCUGACUACUUUCCUGAAGCGCCGAGAGGCUUGGGAACAGCAGCAGGGGGCAGUGGCCAAGCGGAGGCGGGCUUUGAACUCAAUACUUGAAGACUGAGGCCUUUGGAUAUCGGACUGAGUGGUAAUGGGGGAGUGGUAAAGGGCAUAUCUGUCCUGUCCCCUUUGUAGUUUAAGUUGGAGUCAAAAGCCUUUAUAAUAAAUACUUUUUUAUAUUUUUA